GAAGUGGGUGGGGAGACAAGGGAGGUAGGAGCUUAAAAAGGGAAGAGCCCAGGUGAAGAGGAGAGGCAGCCACCUGAGAUACAGACACCUCUCAGGACUGGAAACAAGUCAAAGUCUGCUUUGUUAGUGGACUGGAAUAAUUCCAUCAAGGUCUGCAGAGACCCCAGAGGCCAUGCCAACUCUCCUCUCUGCCGCCGUCCUCUCGGUGCUGCUGGCCACAGGCUGCUGGACUUAUGAAGCCACCCCUGGAGUCGGUUGCCACCUCCAUCCUUUCAGCGUGACCAUCAAGAGUGACCCCCGAGGGAGCUGCCGCAGCAGGCAAACGGUCCACGCCUGCGUGGGCUACUGCGAAUCCAGCGCCUUCCCCUCCAAGUACUCUGUCCUCCUGGCCAGCAACUUCAAGCACAACAUCACGUCCGUCUCCCAGUGCUGCACCAUCGCCAAGAUGCAGAAGAUAAAAGUGCAUCUGCGUUGUGGGGCCACUCGGCCUGAGACCAUAGAAGUCUUCACAGCAAAGACUUGCCAGUGUGACGUCUGCCGCCUCUCCAGAUAUUAGGGAGUCAGUGGUAGCCAUCCCUGCUUGCGGCCUUUCUAUGCUAUCCAUUGCCGGCUCUCACUACCCUGGUCUCCCCCUUCUCCUCUCCCAACCAGAGUUUGCUUAAUUCAAGGAUGUAGCCCAGAGGCAGCUGCCUGCAGAGCCACGCUGACACCUACCACAUCCCCCAAAUAUUGCCUCCUUACAUACUUGGCAAACUAGCGAACUCAACAAGCCUGAAAGCUGCAGUGGCGGGAGAGGCCGGGGCCACUUUUUCUUCCCCUUGAGGGGGCUCUGCCCCACAAGUUGCAAACGCAAGCAAGCAGAAGAAACCUUUUGUGGAAACAAGGAGGAUAUAAAUGCAACGAAAUAAAAUAUAA
Molecule: messenger RNA, 915 nt
Organism: Podarcis muralis (Common wall lizard)
Lineage: Eukaryota; Metazoa; Chordata; Lepidosauria; Squamata; Lacertidae
Gene: GPHA2
Product: glycoprotein hormone subunit alpha 2
Biological process (GO): cell surface receptor signaling pathway
Cellular component (GO): extracellular region
Molecular function (GO): hormone receptor binding; hormone activity
Source: RefSeq, a predicted model, not a curated record